AUGCCUACUCAGUUGACAAUUGAUGGCAGUUUUAUUCUUGAUGAUGAUUGUUAUAUUAGAGAUAGUGAUAAAUCUCGAUUUCAAUUAAAAAAUAUUAUUUAUUCUUCAUCGAAUCUUUCACUUACGACAACAGUACCAUCAAAUAUUGGAAAACAUUUUUUUUAUCCAAAUAAAAUCGAUUCUUUAGUAGUCGACACUGAUAAAUUUAUAAUACCACCCAUUCAUGGUUUUACAUCUGUAAAAUCAUUAAUACUUUGUAGUUCAGUACUUAUGUCAUGA
Messenger RNA from Rotaria sp. Silwood1, 279 nucleotides. The record is from the annotation of a GenBank genome assembly. NCBI's taxonomy places the organism in Eukaryota, Metazoa, Rotifera, Eurotatoria, Philodinida, Philodinidae.